AUGAGCCCGUCCGGGGUGCAAGGGGUCUUCCGAAUAUGCACUCGAAUGUUCCUCGCUGUCCUCAUUUUUGCGCUCGCAGCAAAGGCAGCAUGCGAAUGCGGAUUUCGAAUGCACGAUACCAGUCAAUACUUCACGCAUAUCAUAUAUAGCAAUUUUAGCCAAUACGACAGGUCUAAGAAGCUAGCUGCACAUAACGAAUUCAAACGGAAUUGGGUCAUUCAGCGAUGGAGCAUGUCGUCGGUGAGCUGGAGGACUCCUCUCCCUGUCCAGAAUUGGGACGAGAAUGUAUACCUUGAAGAUGGAACUAUGGUUCUUCGGCAGCUCGGAUACCCUGCAGAGGGCAUACUGGCGGGCAAAAAUGUUAGUAUUGCUUCAAUCGCGGGGCAGUCCGACGAGAUUUUUCACGGAAGCUUCAGGACGGAAAUCAAGAUCGAAGGAGCACAGGGCGGGAGCGUUGGCGCAUUCUUCUGGUAUCAUGAUGACAACAAUGAAAUUGAUAUUGAAAUACUUACUAGGGAAAUAAAAGCGCACGAACUGCUAGUCCACUAUACAACGCACCCAGCAGUGGAUGCAGCUGGCGGCAGCAUCGAUAAUGCAACGGCAGUCAUGUCUAUAAAAGGCCAUGAGCCGGGCAACUGGUUCCAGCGGCAUCGAUUUGACUGGGGCAAAAAGGAAUUGCGUUUUUACCACAACGGCAGCCUCUUGCACGCCAAUGAUAUGAAGGUGCCUGAGGUUUCAGGGCGCGCACUAAUGAAUCUGUGGGCAGACGGCGGCCUUUGGAGCGGGGCUCCCAGCACGACCAACGUGUACAUGCGAGUGAAGUAUGUGGUGAUAUAUCACAACACAACGGCCAGCGACGGUGGCCAGGACCUCGAGUUUAACGCUCGCUGUGCAAGAGCUGGAGGUCCAUCAGAUGAAACCGUCUGCCUGGAUCUUAAUGUUGAAGAUGGAGCAGUUGAUCCUUCAUCACUAGCCGCGGUUUUAACACCGUUGCCGUUUUGGGUAUUGUCUCUGCUUUGGCUGCUUCUUGUGGUCUUCUUUACCUGUAUGUAA
Ophidiomyces ophidiicola is the source of this 1053-nucleotide messenger RNA. RefSeq lists its product as uncharacterized. The record is from RefSeq and is a predicted model, not a curated record. Gene Ontology annotation, molecular function: hydrolase activity, hydrolyzing O-glycosyl compounds. The coding region runs from base 1 to 1053 and encodes 350 amino acids. Gene Ontology annotation, biological process: carbohydrate metabolic process. Lineage: Eukaryota; Fungi; Ascomycota; Eurotiomycetes; Onygenales; Onygenaceae. The transcript is spliced from 2 exons.